AUGCUUCAGCCAGCUUCUCCUGAGCUCGAGCUUCAACAACCUCCUCAGGCCUCACAUGCAGCCCACUUCCCAGCGCGGGGUGCACUUAAGGCUCCAACAUCCCCGCUAAGGCAAUUCACGGUACCCAUCGACCUUUCGGCUUCAAUCCGACCGCCUCCUUCUGUCUUAACUUCAAACGCCACUGCCUAUGAUCCACACAGCGACUCACCUUCCCCACUCGAAGACUAUCCACGUGCAGGUCGCAGCAGUCACCAGCGCACGCUGACAGGCACAUUUCUCAACAACAGCCAGUCUUUUCUCAACCGCGCAUCAUCCACCAUACAGCAACAUACUUCCGCAGCAUCGAUUCGAUCGCAUUCGCCAAGCAAGUCGCUAGCCAGCUUUCUGCCUUCGAGGAGCGCAAUUGAUUCGACCAAGAGCUGGUUCAACGGAUCUUCGGCGCCCAUCAAACUUGGUCUUCAGCAGCAGGACGACGACACAGUCUCAGAGUCUGGAUCAGAAGUACCCUCUGAGUACUAUUCUUCGGACUCAGGAUCUGAGAGUGAGGAAGACGAGGAACAAUCAUACAAUACCAUGAACAUCUUCAACCGCAAGCCUACGCAUACUCGGGCGGCUUCCGAAACACCAGCGCGUUCUGAGCAGAUGGCGACAUCGACCAAGCCACAGUACCAAUCACCUGCCAGCAGCAGGUUUGCGUGGCUGUUGUCGACACAGAAGAAUGCCGCAGUGCCAUCGCCGACUCCAGCGCCGGUCUACCACAACGCCGACGAUGAGCUGCUCAAUAUGAAUAUCCCACAAGCUCUCUUUCCUCACGGUCCCGCCGAUCCUCUCGCGCCAUCGUCCUUCAACGACCUUCUCGCGAACGCUGAAGCCCUCCUUGCCCGCUACCAAAAGUCGUACCGCCAGCUGUCAACCGCACUUGUUGAUGCGCAAUCUGAGCAGAGCGCUCAGGACGACGAGCUGGAUGAGGCAGAGACAAGGGCGCGUCAUUUGAAGAUGCAGCUUGAGACAAUGGCGGCAAGGGCGACAGAGCAAGACGAGCAAAUGCGGCAACUGGUGGAGGACCUUGCAUUCGAGCGCCACGCUAGACAGGAGGAAGAAGCUGCGCGCAAAAGGAGCCUCGCGUUGAUCAGAAGCCAGCCUCAGUGUAGCUGCCAGGACGCACCGCGCCGCCGCAACCGCAUCUCGAACUCUGAGCUCAGCGUCGACUCCGGCUUUGAGUCCGAUGUCGAAACCGACGCCGCAAGCCUGUUCUCGAGAAAUUGUCUGAGCCCCACAGGCACCGAUCGAUCCUCCAUUCUCGAAGUUGAAGCCGAAGUCACACCGACAAAGCAUAAGAAAGUGCAGAGCUUACAGCGCAGUGGCACAUACGACAAGCACAGAGGCGGGUCAGUCAGUGUGCAGAGCUGGGGCUGCGCCAAUUGCGAAGGCGGCUCGCAAGCUUCUGUUUGGGGACGAUUGAGCAAGGAACGGGAAGAGAAUCGUGUGCUCAGGCACCGGGUAGAAUCGCUGGAGGAAGCUGUUGAGAGCGCCUUGGACGCUGUGGGUGGACAGAUGGGCAUGCCUUGA
Didymella exigua CBS 183.55 is the source of this 1569-nucleotide messenger RNA. RefSeq lists its product as uncharacterized. NCBI's taxonomy places the organism in Eukaryota, Fungi, Ascomycota, Dothideomycetes, Pleosporales, Didymellaceae. The record is from RefSeq and is a predicted model, not a curated record. The transcript has 2 exons. The coding region runs from base 1 to 1569 and encodes 522 amino acids.